Stegodyphus dumicola is the source of this 1061-nucleotide messenger RNA. Its product is annotated as glutamate decarboxylase-like. NCBI's taxonomy places the organism in Eukaryota, Metazoa, Arthropoda, Arachnida, Araneae, Eresidae. The record is from RefSeq and is a predicted model, not a curated record.
AAAGGAUGCUGAAGAUGUGACGCGAGCUUUUCUUCAUGAAGUGUUUGAAAUCUUGAUGGACUUUGUAACCAAGUCUAAUGACAGGUCAGCUAAGAUCUUGGAUUUCCAUCAACCUCAGAAGCUGAAGGAGAUAUUCGACCUGAAAAUCAAUGAUGAUUCCGUUAAUCUUGAUCAACUUCUUGUCGAUUGCAAGGAAACUCUCAAGUAUCAAGUUAAGACAGGUCAUCCGCACUUCUUCAACCAACUUUCGAGUGGAUUAGAUAUUGUAUCCAUGGCUGGAGAAUGGCUGACUGCAACUGCAAAUACCAACAUGUUCACGUAUGAAAUAGCUCCUGUGUUCAUUCUAAUGGAACAAGUGACGCUCAAGAAGAUGAGAGAUAUCAUCGGAUUUCAUAACGGCGAUAGCAUCCUUGGACCAGGGGAAUCCAUCUCGAAUUUGUACGCUGCUUUGUGUGCUCGACAUAGUAUGUUUCCAUCUUAGAAGCAAAAGGGACUGAUGGGCUUAGGACAACUUGUCAUCUACACCUCAGAACACAGCCAUUACUCAAUGAAAGGCGCUGGUAUGGUGAUGGGGCUGGAUACUGACAAUGUCAUCGAGGUUCGCUGCGAUUACAGGGGGCGCAUGAUUCCAGAAGAGUUGGAAAAAUGCAUCCUUGCUGAUAAAGCCAAAGGUAACAAACCAUUUUUCGUAUGUUGUACCGCUGGGACGACAGUUCUUGGAGCUUUCGAUCCUAUAGAGCCUUGUGCUGAUAUUUGUGAUAAAUAUGGCCUCUGGCUUCACGUUGAUAAUACUCUCAGGCAAUUCUGCAAGAGAUGAAAUUUCUUUUCUUCGACUGGAUCUUAUGCGUAUUUCUGACCAUCACUGUUUCUAGCCCUCAGCGUGGUACUGAUCCAUCAGCAGGUAGACUUCAAGGGCAACUUUGUAGCACAGCUACAGUGAAAGCUGGUAUCUGUGUUCCUUUCCAACGUUGCCGUAAUCUAAGAGGUCACAGAAGACUAUACAGGAGUAGUACCUGCAAUCUUGGGGGGAAAACGCCAAGAAUUUGUUGCCCUCUUUCUGC